CCCGCAGUUUAUGCUGGAUCCAAUUUUGUAAGAGGUCAAAUUACAGGACUUCGAAGUCAGACCUGGAAAUGUUGACAUUGAUUCAUAAAAUCGCGGGAAACGACAUUAAAUUGAAUUUUAACAUGACAAAAAAAAUGUCAACAUGUCAGUUAUAUAACUUUGAGACUGUUCCUCUCUGUCCGGUUCGUCCAGGCCAUUUCAUCUGGAAGCUCUCCGCGCGGCUAAUGCGUCUCACCGUCCUGGACGCUAAAGCCGAGCCGUGAGUAUCUGUAUAAUCCGCCGCCCUUCCACUCAGACACAUGUGCUGGGAAUUAAUCUGACACUGAUGACACUGAAGCUGCAUGUCAGACUCUCCGGUCCCUUUUACUAGAAAGUCCUGCCACACAAACAGAUGUCCUCCUCAUCAUUCGCUGCUUCUGAAACUAGGGAGCAAAUUAUAAAUGAGAGGGAGAGACAGAGAGAGACCCAGUAGGUCGUACCUGCCGGUAGCUGUAAACUGAGAGUGCUGUAAUCUGAAUAACAGCUUUUACUGGCCGGACUCUAUCGACCGGCUUCAGAUUUAGCAACUCAUUCCUAAAGCUUCCCUCCCUCCCUGAUGUGCUCACGAUGCGGUGCGGGUCUGUCUGCCUCCAGCUGAUGAGCGUAUUGGCAGCUGCAUCAUUCCAGCCUGCUGAGUUAUUGGGAUUUGCCUCCUGCUUCCUCCUCCGCCUGCCUGGUAUUGAGGCUGGAUGCGCCUGCAGGAUCUCUGCGUGUUUUGUUUCUAAUCGAAUGUUGUUGGACUAAUUGUUAUUGACAGACUGUGCAACACUUUAUAUAUAUAUAUAGAUAUAUAUAUCUACAUUUAUUUUUUAUUUUUGGCCCCACCUCCCAGGGUGAGGGGAAUUCUGUUGAGGGGAUGUUCUCAUCUUCAUCCAGAAACUCUUUGCUGUCACCCUGGACGUCCAUGGAGCAGUCAGACUCCGAAGCGCUGGACAUCAGCACCAAGGUGCAGCUGCACGGCGUGCUGUGGAAGAGACCCUUCGGACGGCCAUCGGCCAAGUGGUCCCGCAGAUUCUUCAUCAUCAAAGACAGCUUCUUGCUCUACUAUGCAGAGAGCGAGAAGAGGAGCUUCGAGAGCAACAGGUACUUCAAUAUCCAUCCCAAGGGAGUCAUUCCUCUGGGAGGAUGCGUGGUGUCGUCCAACGAGGACAUGGGGAUGCCUUUUGCCAUCGUGGUCAACCUUGAAGAUUUUACAGGGACCAUCGUCCUGGCUGCUGAGUCUGAGGAGGAGCAGGUCCAGUGGAUAGAGAUGCUCCAGGAAUCAGGGAAAGUCACAUGGAAGAACUCGCAACUAGGGGAGGCGAUGAUCGAGAGCCUGGAGGCUCAGGGGCUGCAGCUGGCCAAGGAGAAACAAGAAUACCUGGAUAAACUUAUGGAAGAGACAGAGGAGUUAAGUCACCAAAGAGCACAGAAGGAGGAGCUGGAGCGUCUCAACCAGGUCCUGGAGGAGGAGAAGAGGAAGUUCGAGGAGGUGGUUCUGGAGCUGAAGGCGGAGCAGGAGCAGAUCAAACUAGACCUCGAUGACACAACUCAGUCCCUGAAAAGUGUUGACCAGGAAAAAGAAGAGCUGAGUUGCUUAACAGAUACGCUUCAGAAGUCCAUAGAGGAGCUCUCCCAGGAGAAACAGCGGAGACUUCUGAUGCUGGGGGUGAAAGGUCAGGAAAAGAAGAAGGAGGCGGACCGACAGAGUUCGGGGUCUGCGUGCGAGGACCCCGUGGACGGAGAGGCGGUCCGAGACCCGGAGGUGCUGCAGGACCUGCGGCACAUCGAGGAGCAGAUGAAGAUCCUGCUGAAGGAGAAGGAGCAGGCCGACGAGAAGCUGAAUGAGAACGAGCAGCGCUCCAAGCUGCUGCAGCAGGAGAAGGAGUACUACUCCACCCAGGCCCAGACGCUGCAGCAGUCGCUCUCUCAGCUCACGGCGGACAAGCAGCAGACCGAGGCCGAGCUCAAGGCGGAGAUCCAGUCGCGCAUGGAGCUGGAGCAGCGGCUGAAGCAGGCGGAGGAGGCCCUGCAGGACCUGGAGAAGGGCCUGAACUCGCUGGAGCGGACCAAGGAGAGAGAUGAGAAGAUGAAGGGGGACGUGACGCAGCUGAGAAAGUUCUUCGAGGAGUGCAUCUGUGCAGCGGAGAUCGAGGCGAAGCUGCCGGCCAUCAUGAAGAACGCCGUUUACCUACACAAAGCCGCCGCACGCAGGAUCAAGAGCUGCCGCAUCCAGAGGAGAGCCUCCAGACGCCACUGGUGUGAGUUGAAACACUCCAAGUCGUUUGCUGUGGCCGGUUCGGACGACGGCAUGGAGGAACUGCGGGCGACGGCUCGGCGGCUCACCUCUGACAGCAGCUUCAGGGAGAGCGUCUACAAGAUCGUCGUUCGCAAGGAAGCCGCAAACACCACGAUAGACUGAGUGGAUAAAAGAAGAAUAAAACAACAACAAAAAACAACAAAUCAGAAAUGGUCCUUUAGCUUUAAUUUCAUCAGCACAUAAAGUUGGAAAAGACCCUGAUCCCAAACCUUAACGUACACACACACACACACACACACACACACACACACACACACACACACACACACACACCUGUUCACUGACGGUUCCAAGUCACUGCAAUAAUAAAAGGAAUCGGACAAGAUGAAUUAAAUAAAUUUAAGUCACAU
Poecilia latipinna (sailfin molly) is the source of this 2688-nucleotide messenger RNA. It is a transcript of the gene plekhd1, whose product is annotated as pleckstrin homology domain containing, family D (with coiled-coil domains) member 1. NCBI's taxonomy places the organism in Eukaryota, Metazoa, Chordata, Actinopteri, Cyprinodontiformes, Poeciliidae. The record is from RefSeq and is a predicted model, not a curated record. Bases 896 to 2440 code for a protein of 514 amino acids. The transcript has 13 exons.